AUGUUUAACCGAGUCCUUCCGUCGCUGAAGCGCAGCGCUAUGCGUGCUAGCCAGCCCGUUCUGGCUCGCACCAUGGCUUCGCAGGCUGCCACUAGCACUGGUUCCAUCAAAGCCGUUAUUGGUGCCGUUGUCGAUGUCCAGUUCGAGCAGGGUCAGUUGCCCGCCAUUCUUAACGCCCUGACUUUGAAGAAGUCGGACGGCGAGAAGCUUGUUCUCGAGGUCGCCCAGCACUUGGGUGAGAACACCGUCCGUACCAUUGCUAUGGACGGUACCGAGGGUCUUGUCCGUGGUACCGCUGUCACCGACACCGGUUCCCCCAUCAUGGUCCCCGUCGGUGACGGUACCCUUGGUCGUAUUCUGAACGUUAUCGGUGAGCCCGUCGACGACCGUGGCCCCGUCAAGACCAACGUCUACCGCCCCAUCCACGCCGACGCUCCCACAUUCGCUGAGCAGUCUACCUCUGCUGAGGUGUUGGAGACCGGUAUCAAGGUUGUCGACUUGCUUGCCCCCUACGCCAAGGGUGGUAAGAUUGGUCUUUUCGGUGGUGCCGGUGUCGGCAAGACCGUUUUCAUUCAGGAGCUGAUCAACAACAUUGCCAAGGCGCACGGUGGUUACUCCGUCUUCACUGGUGUCGGUGAGCGCACCCGUGAGGGUAACGAUUUGUACAAGGAAAUGAUCGAGUCCGGUGUCAUCAACUUGGAGGGCUCCUCCAAGGUCGCUCUUGUGUUCGGUCAGAUGAACGAGCCUCCUGGAGCCCGUGCCCGUGUUGCUUUGACCGGUCUGACCAUUGCCGAGUACUUCCGUGACGACGAGGGCAAGGACGUGCUUUUGUUCGUCGACAACAUUUUCCGCUUCACCCAGGCCGGUUCUGAGGUGUCGGCCUUGUUGGGUCGUAUCCCCUCUGCCGUCGGUUACCAGCCCACCCUGGCCACCGAUAUGGGUGCUCUGCAGGAGCGUAUCACCACCACCACCAAGGGUUCCGUCACCUCCGUCCAGGCCGUCUACGUGCCUGCCGAUGAUUUGACCGAUCCCGCCCCUGCCACCACCUUUGCUCACUUGGAUGCCACCACUGUCUUGUCCCGUGCCAUUUCCGAGUUGGGUAUCUACCCUGCUGUCGACCCUCUGGACUCCAAGUCCCGUCUGCUCGACGCCUCGGUCGUUGGCCAGGAGCACUACAACGUCGCUACCAAGGUCCAGCAGACUUUGCAGGCCUACAAGUCCCUCCAGGAUCUUAUUGCCAUUCUGGGUAUGGACGAGUUGUCUGAGGCCGACAAGCUGACCGUCGAGCGUGCUCGUAAGAUGCAGCGUUUCCUCUCCCAGCCUUUCGCUGUCGCCGAGGUCUUCACUGGUAUCGAGGGUCGUCUCGUUGCCCUCAAGGACACCAUCCGCUCCUUCAAGGAGAUUCUCGACGGCAAGUGUGACCACCUGCCCGAAGCCGCCUUCUACAUGGUCGGCGACAUCGAGGAGGUCCAGUCCAAGGCCGAGAAGAUCGCUUCUGAGUCCUCUUAA
This is a messenger RNA of Wickerhamiella sorbophila, 1509 nucleotides long. RefSeq names its product ATP synthase subunit beta, mitochondrial. The record is from RefSeq and is a predicted model, not a curated record. Gene Ontology annotation, biological process: proton motive force-driven mitochondrial ATP synthesis; proton transmembrane transport. Bases 1 to 1509 code for a protein of 502 amino acids. The transcript is spliced from 3 exons. Gene Ontology annotation, molecular function: proton-transporting ATP synthase activity, rotational mechanism; ATP hydrolysis activity; ATP binding. Lineage: Eukaryota; Fungi; Ascomycota; Dipodascomycetes; Dipodascales; Trichomonascaceae.